GACUUACUAAUUUCCAUAUGUUUUCAGAAAGGAAAAGCCCCAAGCUGCCGCCAACUCUCGCAGAUGCGCGCGUGCCUUUGACGAACGCCUAAGUCCAAGUCAAUCCUCAUCUGUGCAUCAGCGGGGUGGCCGAUCGGUGAUCGUUCUUAAUUUGCUGUUUGGGAAGCAAGAAAAUAUCGAAGCAUUUUGGCCAACUGUGGUUUAAUCAACCAGUUGAAUAACUAAAGCAAAUAGUACACUAUCCUUAACAACUUGGAGAAAGAGAAGCAUGAAGAGCCAAGAACACAAAAUGCCAAGAAUGGAGGACAUUCUUAACCUUCCAGUACAAGAUCCUCCAUGUGCAGAGUUUUCUGCCGCUGAUAUCGAGUGGGUAAAAGUAGAGGGUGGUCGUCAAGGUGGUGAUGAUAUUGCUCUACUCCCAUUUGCUAGAGUGGACGAUUUUGUAAGGGGUGAAUCCUCAAAUGCUGAAUGCCCUGCUAACUUCCGCAUUGAGUCGAGAAGGAAGAGACCUGAAGGGAGCAUCAGCAAACCAAGGGUUGAUGGCUAUCUUGAAUACACAUUAUACUGGUGUUCUUAUGGCCCUGAAGAUUACCGUGAAAGUGAAUCUGGUGUGGAGGAUGGUUCAAACAUAAAGCCUGCAUCAGGGAAGGGAAGCAGGCCAGGGAGGCGUCACAUGAUGAGAGGCUGCCUUUGCCAUUUCACUGUAAAACGCUUAUACAUCCGCCCUCUCCUUGCUAUCAUUAUCUAUAAUCAAAGAAAGCAUGUAGAUAAAUCAGGGUCACCUUGUCAUGGUAUACUUGAUCAGGAUGCUUUGGGGACAAGAGCUAUGUAUGCUCCACGAAUUUCAGAGGAGUUACGUCAAAAAGUGAUGUCUAUGCUUUAUGUGGGAAUACCUUUGGACAAAAUAAUUCAGCAUCACAUGGAGAUGGUCCAGGGGCAUGGUGGGCCCCAUAACCGUGAUGAUUUUUUAACUCGUAAUGAUAUUCGUAACAUGGAAAGGGUCAUUCGUAAUUCAUCACAUGAGUUACACACAAGUGAUGAAUGUAGUGUAAAAGUUUGGGUGCAACGACAUCAUAAGCAUGUUUUCUACUUUCAAAAUAUCUCAGGUUCAGAACCAUUUGUUUUGGGCAUACAGACAGAUUGGCAGCUUCAACAGAUGCUCCGUUAUGGACAUAAUGGUUCCAUAGCAUUGCAUUCGAUGUUUGGUGUAAAGAAACUGAAGUAUCCCUUGUGUACAUUACUUGUUUUUGACCUAUCACGGAAUGCAAUUCCUGUUGCUUGGAUAAUCUCCUGCUCUUUUGUCAGUCAAACCAUCCAAAAAUGGAUUGGAUUACUUGCUGAAAGAAUGCAGGCCAAAGAUCCUAGAUGGAGACCAGAUUCUUUUCUUGUGGAUGAUCCUUCCUUCGACAUUUCAACAAUUAGAGAGGCUUUCCAAUGUCGGGUCCUAUUAUGCAUUUGGCAUGUUCGGCAUGCUUGGGUAAGGAGCCUUUUAAGGAACUGCAGCAACUUUGAUGUGCAGCGAGAGAUUUUUAAGCGCUUGGGCUGGAUUUUGUUUUGCACAAGAAGUGGGCCACAUGCUAUGGUUGCACUUGAGGAAUUUAUGCAAGUAUUUGUUGAUCAAUCUGCCUUCAUGGAUUAUUUUAAGAGGCGAUGGUUGCCAACUAUAGAGUUGUGGGUUAGUGGCAUCAAGUCUCUUCCACUGUCUAGUCCAGAACACAAUGCUGCAAUUGAGUCCUAUCAUUUGAGGUUGAAAUCCAAGCUUUUCAAUGAGCAACAUGCCAAUUCCUGGCCAAGAGUUGACUGGUUAAUCAACACACUUGCAACGGAAUUUCACUCCUUAUAUUGGUUAGAUCAAUAUAGUAUAGAGACAGGGUAUUUUGACGACCUGAGGGACAAAACUUUCUCAACCAAUGCUUGGCAUCAGGCUUUGCAUAUUCCAGAUGUUGAUGUCAUACUGAAUGAGCAGAAUCUCCAGAUUGCGAAAGUCAUCUCUCAAACAAACAGAAACCUGGCAUACACAAUUUGGAACCCUGGUUCAGAGUUCUCACUCUGUGAUUGCCCUUGGUCAAGGUUUGGAAAUUUCUGUAAGCAUGUCAUUAAGGUGGCAAUCUUAUGUAAAACUCGGCAGGUUGCUAGGCCAUUACUUGCUGCUCAAGUUUAUAGACAGGCGCUGCUUACCCUUCUGCAGAACCCCCCAGAUGACCCUCUAGUUCUUGAUCACGCUGUUUUACAUGCAACUCGCUUGCAACAAGACAUCAAAGGCUUGGAAGAAUUGUCUAAUAAUGGGUUGCUCCAACCUUUACCUCCAGAGAUUAGUUCUCAAGUGACAGAGAAUAUACUUUUCCCACGUAGUGAAUAACUAGUCCCUGAAAAGGAGAUAUUUGUAUCUCCUGGAUUUAUCCUUGAGUCUGUGAAGUUGUUGUGGCCUUUGAUAUCCUCCUCAAGGCCAUAGACUGCCCAGAUUUGGCAUCAGAAAGCUCUGAAGCGUGCUGCCUUUCAUCAAUUUUCUGGAGGUACAAAUAUUAUCAUCAGUCUUCUAUAUUUCAUAAGAUGCUCUCUCUCUUUCUUUCUCUCUUUUUAUGAGGAAAAAAGUGAGAAAGUUAAGAGGCAGAAGAGGAUAACGUGAAAAUUUUAACAGAAAUGCUAUAUUGCUUGAGCUUAUCCUCAAUUUUGGCUCAAUCAAGUUUGAUUUUUCUUAAGUGCUAAAUAUGCAUUCUAUUUUUUCUUUCUCUGGUGAAUUGAAGAUUCUUGAUCUUCUGAUGCAAUGAACAAGGAGUGCAGACAUAUAUUUGCUUGUAAUGAAGCUUAAAUAAGCAUGCAGCAGUUUGAAGGGGGUAACAAUGAAGCCUGACAUUUGUAGUUAUAUUUUGAGCAUUUUGGACGAAUUCCUUGUGAAGGAAUCAUGAUUUGUUACAUCUGCUUGCUAAGCUGUUAGUUCAUCAUCUGCAUACGCAAAAAGAGAUGUUUUCUUUCCCCCACUACCCCUGAGAUGGGUAAAUAGAGGGUCGAAAAAAUUUACAUGUGGCUGUUUCCUGAACUCAACACAAUUGCUUGCUUGUCAAAUGUUGGAGACCUUGCAUUAACCAUAACCUUGUGAAGCUUUCUUUCAGCUGCAGAAACCUUGUGAAAUCUGUUGGAGACACAGUUUUAACGUUUCGUCACAGAAGGUAAGCAAAUCUUUUCACUAACUAUUUCCUUUUAGUCUUAUAAUUAUGCAUGACCACUUUACCGUUGAGAAGCAACCCGAGUUAGUUAAGAAAUGCAUGUUGACUGCUAAAUGGCGAAUCAUAGUGUAAUAUGUUUCUUUUUAAUCUCCAUUGAAAGUUUGAUUCAGGCAUCAAUUAGUAAACAAAACCUCAUUCUGGAAGAUCGGUAUGCCACUAUAUGUUACUUGAAGAUUUGUUCAUCCAUGAAAAAUCUCCAUGGAACAACUACAAUGUAUCUUUAUUCGCUGGAUAUUAUUCUGUCAUUUUCUUCUCACGGCUACUCGUAGCUAAUUUUGUUGGGUGUUUUAUAAUUUUCAGUUGAAGAAGCAAGCAAUUGGGACAAAUCAACAAAAAAGAUCACAACUUGUGCAAAAACAUUGAAAGAAUUUGUUGAAGCUAUAAGAUUUUUUAUUUUUUAUUUUUAUUUUUUUAUGUUUUCCCUCGAUGGAACAACUACAAUGUAUUUUUCUUUGCUGGAUAUUAUUCUGUCAUUUUUUUCAAUUCUGCUCGUAGCUAAUUUUGUUGGAUGUUUUCAUUAGUUUUCAGUUGAAGAAGCAAGCAAUUGGGACAAAUCAACAAAAAAGAUCGGAACUUGUGCCCAAACUUUGAUAGAAUUUGUAGUGGCUUUAUAACCACUGCUGCUGAUGGCAGCUCCACCGUUCAAGUGACAGCAUUGGGUUCCAGUAAUUGGAUGGUUGAAGACCUGAAGCCCAAUCCAAUAUAGAUUGAAAACUCGUAAUAUCGACCUUUUGUUAUUAUACCUGUUUUUUUUAGUAUGAGCAACGGUCCCAAAAUAAUACUAUGGUUAAAAUUAAGUACUUAACACUUAAAAGGCA
This is a messenger RNA of Ziziphus jujuba (common jujube), 4042 nucleotides long. RefSeq lists its product as uncharacterized. The coding region runs from base 269 to 2359 and encodes 696 amino acids. The record is from RefSeq and is a predicted model, not a curated record. The transcript is spliced from 7 exons. NCBI's taxonomy places the organism in Eukaryota, Viridiplantae, Streptophyta, Magnoliopsida, Rosales, Rhamnaceae. Gene Ontology annotation, molecular function: zinc ion binding.